Molecule: messenger RNA, 3030 nt
Organism: Chara braunii
Lineage: Eukaryota; Viridiplantae; Streptophyta; Charophyceae; Charales; Characeae
Source: the annotation of a GenBank genome assembly
GGAUACGGCCUUCUCCAUGGCGCCGCUGGGCACGAGGGGUCGGAGGGGAGGCGCUUACGACUGGACGGGCGCGACUUUGAGGGGGGUUCACAAUGCCACGAAAAUAGACGCACGAACAUGAGCCUGCGCCCGAACAUGUGCAGCAGGAUUAUAGGCGCAAAUUUGUUGUGUACCGUUACAUUGUUGUCGGCCAGAAGGUCGACAACAGGGGGGUUAGUAUGCUACGGUGCACCUUCUGCAAUAAGGUGUUUCAGGGAACCCAAUUCUACGCAACGAAACACUUCACCCAACAGAAUUAUUGCAAGAAGGUGUCCGACGAUGCAUUGUACCAGAUUGCGCAGAAAUGCACACACCGCUUCGAGGCCAAUCAGGUAGAGAGGGUGCGGCGGUUCGCACACGAGCGUGGUCUCGAUGUCCCGCGGUCUGGUGCGAUGGGUGGCGAGGCGGAGCGUCCUGCACAGGGCGUGGGCGAGGGAGAGGAUACCGAGCGUUACGCGGAGGGAGGUGUUGCGAGAUAUGGGGAGGGUGCGGGUGCCGCGGAGGAGGACGAGGCAGACGUUGACCUCGAGGUUGGCAUGGCUGAGGGGGAGCGGACACCGAGGGGAGAGGGGGGAGUGCCGAAGUCCGAUCCGAUGGCUCGUCAGAGGACGGUGGACAGGGAGCGGAGGUGCGGGAAGAAGCCCGUCCCGCCUGAGACGGCAUGCACGUCGAGUUUUUCGAAGAGUGCUGUUCCUGAUAGAGCAUGCACGCUGGGUUCUUCGAAGAGGAAGGAGCGGGGUGCACAUCUUUCUGCCACCAAUGCAGGGAAGAGGCUGCGGCAACAGAAAAUAAUGGACACGUAUGGUGGCGAGUGGAUUGGUCAGUGGAGGAAGGCAUUCUUUCGCUGGGUGUAUUCCAGCGGGAUUGCCCUCAAUGCCUUCCGCAACACGCUGUAUCGGGACCUCCAACAGGUUGCUUUUCGGCAACCUGGUGGAGCACCUCUUCCCGUGCUUACAUCCCACAGUGAGAUCGCAAGCAUGCUAGCUGUGGAGAUCCACCGCGAGGAGUUGGCGGAGGAGUUGGAGGAGGUUAGGCAGCCAUUAUGGGAUCGUUUGCGUGAUCCCAUUGGGUCUUCUGCGCCGCCCCUUGUUGAGUCUGUUUUCGGUGCUCAUGCAACUAUCUUCGGCGUGCUGCCAUCAGAGGUUGAGAGAGAGGACGACGUGGUGAGGACGCAGGUUGAGAGAGAGGAGGGCAUGGCAGGGGUAGAUGAUGGUGAUGCCCAGGUUGAGAUAGAGGAGGACGUGGUGAGGGCAGAUGCUGCUGUGUUGGUUGGGGGAGAGGAGGGUGUGGUAGGGGGGGGCGUCGCCCAUGGUAGAAGAGAGGGAGGGGACGACCUUGACCCGAUCAUCCAGCGUUUCGUCGAUGACGAGAUGGGUCCCACACUAGCGGGUUUGACCCCGGGCACGAGGAGGGCACUGGGGGCGUCGCCAUCAGGACAGAGGGGGGUGUCAGGGCUGGGGAUGGGGGAUUUCAUGGACAUGUCUUUGGGGGAUCCUCCCAACCCUAGUCACACACAGAGAGAGGAUAUGGCGCGUGCCCUAGCGGCCGCUGGGUACUCCACAGAAGAGAUCGAGCAGGCAUUUGCAGGACGCUCCGGGAGAGAGACAGACACGCUUCAGCAAGGGUGCGAGGAGGUAGUAGAGCAGCCACAGGAGGAGCAUGAGGAUGCACCCGCUGCAGAUAUCCCCGGAGGUAGAAGUUCGUUGGUACCGUUCACGGGCUUGCAGAUGACGACGACAAUGCGGCCAGUUCGACCGUGUGUACAGGGUUCAGGUCCUGGGGAGGUGGCAUCUGUUCAGGUACCACCGCUCAUAGUCGUGGAUUUCGGAUCUGAGUCAGCGCUUCAUACACCGGUUACUGGGCGGCGAGCUCGUCAGGAUACAGCUCGCCCAUUGGAUUUCGCGGAGCUCGCACGGGCUGCUCUGCGUGAUGUGACACGGCAGGAGGACACCGACCAUAGCAGACCACUCAUGCCUCCUCCUCCUCCGAGAUCACUUCACAGCGAUUCCCCCUCGACACCAGUCGGUCGCCCCCCCCCUUCACCAUCCAUGCCCACCAGACCCAAGGUUCGUGACAUGACGGCCGUAGGGAGCCUCCCUCUUGACAUGUCGCUAUUCGGGAGCACGGACAUCGACCUGGACUCCAUGCGUCGGGUCACAGUGCACACUGCACGACAGCAGCCAGGUUUGGGUGGGGAUGACACCGGGAGGGGUGCACCGAGGGAGGUCAUGGCGGCAGUAUCUCAGCCGCGACAUGUUUGUGGGGUUGGAGAGGGCGGGUGUACCUUGCAGGCCGCUUUGGCAGCAGCAGCACAUGCUGUGCAUGACCAGACUUCGCGCAGGAGCGGAGUAGCUCGUCCGCGUCUCAUGCCUGCCGCGGUGGGUGCCUCAUUGGAGGAGUCUUCUGAAGCCGAAGGGUUGGGGAUGGCGCGCGGUUCACGUCGUGAGAAGACAGUCGCAGAGGUGACUCAGGUGAGUGCUAGGCUUGUUCGGGUGAGGACGGGGGCUGACCCUGUGACCGUGGUGGAGGAUGAUCCCGAGACGGAGCCUGAACGUGAGGAGGCCCCACAAGAGGGUGACGAGUACAGGGACGACGAGGAGCGUGAGGAGGAGGAGAGCGACAGCGGGGAUGAUGACAGCUACCACGACGACGACGAGCCCUCCCCUCCACCGCGGUAUGGUUCUCGUAAACGACGUGGCUCUCGUAGACGACACGAUGACGUCGACGACCCGUCCCCUCCAGGGCGGCGGGAGGCGAGGAGUCAGAGGAGGCGAGGGUCAUCCGUUGCGACAGCGCCGGGGCGAGGGAGUGUUUCAUCGACAUGCAACACGAGUGGGGAGAGGCAGAGAGACAGUGGUAAGGGGAAGGGAGGUCGACGGUAUUGACAACUUCGUUCCCCUUCCACGACGCCUUUAUGUUGUUUGUGCUCAGUGUUCUGACGUUUUUGUAUAUUGUUUAGGAUGAUGUACAUAUAGUUACGUUUUAGGAACU